AUGUCAUCAACACUGCCAACAACUCCAAUCGGAAAAGAGCAACUGAUUGACAUGAGAGCUGGAGCAAUAUUACGAGGACAUGCUAGAAAAUCCGAGCGUUAUCUGGGCUGUCCAGUACGUUUAUUGCUCACAUUCAUUGUGUUGAUUAAAUCGUCGCUUCUCUGUGCAUGGCUUGUUCGAGAGUACUAUUUUUUCGACGUACGAUGUUCCUUCCUUUCCGCUUCUCUAGAGAAUGAUCUUUUGAAGAAACGUUCUUUGGAAGUACUGAGGAUACCCGUCUUCGCAUCCGAUCCUCCAGCCGUCAACUACUUUGACGAAGAACAUCAUCGGAGAGUGAAAAGAACAGUACGAGGCUCAGAGAGAUCGGAUCCCCGUAUGAAAUCAAGGAGGGAAAGGAAGAAGUCCAAUGUUGCUGAUCUACAGGGUAUUCCAACGACAGUGGUCACCUUAACCAACACACAGCUCCUACCUGCCGACGGCGAUACAUUACGUAUGAAAACGAUUCGAAAUCGGGUGGAGCCAAUGAAUGACGUGGCUGGUGACGAAGACUUGGUUGAGAUCGAUAUUGACGCUCCGCCGAGAGUUUACAUAUCAAAAAUUUUGACUAGAGGUGAACUGCUGAACGACGCUGACACAACCACUGAAAAACCACAAAAACGAAAAGGUAAAGGAAAGAAGAAAAAGAAGAAACUGGGACAAAAAACCACUACCUCCACGACCGCGGUGACACCAAUUACUAAGAAACGGAAAGGUCAUAGAAAGAAGCAAAAUACGAUCAAGGAAUAUAAAAACAUCAGCGAACAGACGAAAUCUCCCCGUCAUCUCUUUUCCUCUCCCGGUCUUCCGCAAUACACCACUCCACGACCGCAUCAGAGUAACUUUUUGCAUGGUGUUAUCGAUCCGAGAGAUCCACAAUUCUCGAAUAAAGGACAAAUCCGUGGCUAUCCUAUGCACAUCGCUUCUCGGAAACCAACGCCGUCCACUCGAUUAUCGGAGGAAACUCGGCUAAUGUGGGAAAUGGACGAGCUCAACUAUACAACUUUUGUGGCUGCUCCUAAGACGACAGUGGUGACAGAUGUUAAGGAGAAGAAAGAAGAGGAAUCUCCAAUCAUCUCGGUGGUUCAACUCAUUCUACCGGAAGUCAGCGAAGCUCCACCAACUACGGAAGCUUCGAAAAGAAAGACUUUCUAUUCCACUCAUACGUUAUCCACUUGGAAGCUCACCGAAACUCCAUCGAGUACAUCCACAACACCGGCACCAAUCACGAAGAUUUUAUGGGUAGCCGAGGGUGUUCUAACCGAAGAGGAAAAACGUCUCCAUGAAGAAAUACCGGUACAAAAAGUGCAUCGAGAAAAGAGUACAUUGGAGAAACUUAGCAAUGAGAGCCCAACAACAACGAUCCAUUCGAUCAAAGUCACACCGGAACGACCCAGACCACGUCCCGUGAAACAUGGUUUCGAUCGUAGUCUGGAUAAAGCCAUUGAUGCUGGCCUCCUCACUUAUCCUUCUCUGGAUUCAAGCAAUCAGAAAGAGUACGAAGAUGACGGGAAUUUCCAGUUUCAAUUAUCCACAUUUUCAUCGUCGGCCACCUGUAUAGCUAGGACAAUGUUCGAUAUUUGGUGUGUAUGUCAGUUAAUGACAUUGUUUCCGUACCUCAUCGGAGUUUGCGCCGCACGUCGUAGCUUAUUCGUCUCACACCUCGUUCUCGACAUACUUCUUCUUGUCAUCGGUUUCGUCUACACAAUUACCAUGAUCGUCUUUUCCAUUGUUCUAUACGUGCUUGUUGGUGAAAUGCCAAAGGAGAUAUUGCUCGAAUGGGUGCUGUUCGCCGUAGUGCUGGGUAAUGUUUUUGAUAUGAAGUAG
Molecule: messenger RNA, 1863 nt
Organism: Necator americanus (New World hookworm)
Lineage: Eukaryota; Metazoa; Nematoda; Chromadorea; Rhabditida; Ancylostomatidae
Exons: 14
Coding region: 1-1863 (620 amino acids)
Source: RefSeq, a predicted model, not a curated record